Messenger RNA from Olea europaea var. sylvestris, 872 nucleotides. RefSeq names its product E3 ubiquitin-protein ligase RNF165-like. Lineage: Eukaryota; Viridiplantae; Streptophyta; Magnoliopsida; Lamiales; Oleaceae. The record is from RefSeq and is a predicted model, not a curated record. Gene Ontology annotation, molecular function: ubiquitin protein ligase activity. The transcript has a single exon. The coding region runs from base 194 to 733 and encodes 179 amino acids. Gene Ontology annotation, cellular component: nucleus.
UUACGCCUUUUGAUUUACGCCUAUAAUCUUUAAGGAGAACUUUCCUUACAUGAGUCGGAGUCCUAAAAUAUUUCCAACUCCGAUCAGAAAAACAAUAGUUCUCUAUAAAAGGCAGUCACAUAUCCUUCCCUUCUCCAUUCUAAUUUCUACAGUCUGAAUAUUUCAAAUUUAAUGAUUAAUUUGAAAACCCAUUAUGGUUUAUUCUGUCCGUCGAGUUCAGCGUUACUCAAUGCAUUCGUCUGGAGUUCGGAGGCAUUCUCAGUAUCAGCACGGCAGGUUAACUCAACGCUUCUCCGUCCCACUUGUGGCUUAUUUUCACCAUACGCCUAUAAUGCAAGAAAACGUCUCCGAGUUUCAGUCUUUCGUGGCUGAAUCGUGGCAUCGCGUGCCUGUUCAGCCACAUCCAAUGGUAGACGAGACGCUUAUAUGGGAAGAAUCAGAUAUUUUUGCUCACCUGAGGUCGAAUUUAUCUCGUGAUCAUGGUUUCUCCCAAGACACUAUUCUAAAACUCUUGAACACGAGAAGUUUUGUUAAAACGAAAGACAGAAAAGACAGUGGAGAAGGGCCCGAAAUUUGUGUGGUUUGCCAAGAAGAAUACGAAGAAGAUGAGAGAAUUGGAAGACUUCAUUGUGGACACGAAUACCAUGUCGAUUGCAUAUCGAAGUGGCUGUUGCAAAAGAAAGUUUGCCCCAUCUGCAAAGCCGAAUCAUUACCGGAUGGAAAGAACAGUUGAGGAAAUAAAAAUUAAUCGAGAAAUCUACAGAUUAUGUUCAAAAUAUUUUUACCUAUUUGCUAUUCGUUUCUUGAAGAGUAAUUGGGUUUCUAUAUUCUGUUUCUGAUUUUUAUUUGAAAUUGUAUAAAAAUAAAUGCAG